Messenger RNA from Columba livia (rock pigeon), 7333 nucleotides. RefSeq names its product solute carrier family 35 member F2 (gene SLC35F2). Gene Ontology annotation, biological process: transmembrane transport. Gene Ontology annotation, molecular function: transmembrane transporter activity. The record is from RefSeq and is a predicted model, not a curated record. The transcript has 8 exons. The coding region runs from base 5238 to 6266 and encodes 342 amino acids. Lineage: Eukaryota; Metazoa; Chordata; Aves; Columbiformes; Columbidae. Gene Ontology annotation, cellular component: membrane.
UCCUAUUUUUUUUGUACUUUUAUCUGCUCUGUACCCUUUUAUCAACAUUGUUGUGAAGAACAGGUCGUGGAGGGCACAGAAGAUAACAGAACAAAGUAGCUGAGAUGUGGUUUGGAGUUCAGAAUGAACAAUAUCCCUUUUGCCUCUUUCCUUGAAUCAGUUUAGGACAGAGGCCCGUUCAAGUAAAUCACUUAAAACGUGAGUGCGGGUUAGGCGUGGAAAACUUGGGGAAAAAAACCUGCCAAGUUGUGCAGGAGUCGCGUGUGUCCCAGAGCUGGUACUUGUGCAUUGCUGCCUUCAGUUAGAGCAGAACCACCCCCUCUGACUUGCAGCCUCUAAGAGCUUCUGUUCCUUCACACCUUCAGUUUCCAUCGGGGUGGGGGGGAGGUGUGAAAUCUGUUUAAAAGGCAUUUUUGGGGCUCUAGGUUUGGCUUCUAAUAACUAUUACAUCCAGUAUCCUCAACUGAUGACUGGGAGGCGCUGGCUCUCCUGCCAGCCUCACAGCCUUAUUCCAGAUGGUAAAGCGUGCCUUUCUCUUCUGGUUAUAAGAUUUUCGCUUUUCCUUCCUCCUGCCUGUCAGGAAUGCCCAAAAAGACAAGAUAGGAACUUGUUGAGUUGUUCUGUAACUUCGCCUGUGCUCCACUAUUGCCAGAAUGUUGCCAGACAGCUCUACCAAGUCUAUUGAUGCUACUUGAAAGAAAAUAAAGAGCUCUUACCGAGUUCUGCAAAGUCUUGUCUGAGAUACUCAAUUGAUUUAUUUUUUUCUUCCCCCCCUUUUUUCUUUUUCCCCAGGUGGCUGGAGGUUCAGCUACUGCUGUUUUCUUAGAGGCCUUUCUGAGUCAUAAAAAGAUUUAAUAUGUGUAUGUAAUAAGCUAGAUUUUUUUUUUUUUAGUAAAACCAAUAGAAAGUGUGCUUCCUGGUUCCUGAAACACAGAGUAUUUAUUUUCUGUUUCGUACCUAUUACAAAUGAAAUUCACUUCAGUUUCAAAGCAGAACACUGAAACACUAACUUCCGAAAAUGUUAGUUCUUAAAAAUAUCUUCUUCCUGUCCCAAGCUAUCUGCUAAUCAUGUUGGAAUACGGCUUCAGUCUGAACCUGCAUUGUCCUGUAACUACUUGCAUGAAAAUGUGAAAUUAUUCAAGUGAAAUGUUCUCCCCCCCGUUCAGGAAGGGUUCACUAGUUAAAGCUGAAAUGCAAGUAAACUGUGCGAAGAGUGUUGCCCUUGCCAGGCUUUGCUUGUUAGUGUUUAACUGGUGGCGUAAGUAAAUUUAUUUUUGUAAAAGCUGUAUUUUAAUGAAAAAAAACUAUAUAGGAUUUAUUAAACUAAUAGACAGUAAAAUUAUUAACUGUGGGCUCAUUAGAUUUUCUGUAACAUCCUCCGAUAUAGACUUUGAUUGUAUUUUAAUAUCUUGGGGUAUUUUUCUUAUGCAAAAGAAGGCCAGCCUGACUUUCUCAUGGUGUUGAGAGCUGCACAUUGUUCAGUGUUAGAUUUACACUGAUUUGUGGCAAACUUUCAUGUUCUAAAAAUCCAAAAUAUUUCUUAGUGUUUCUCAUAGCUGUAGAUAUAGCUAGCUAGGAUAUAGUGGCUGAAGGAUGAGAAGAAACAUUUACUUAGUAGCCAAUUACCAAGCAGUAAAAAACAACAACAACAACAAAUCCUAAACUAUAAAACUAAAAGGCUAUUUCAGACCACUUACCUUGUAUCAUCUGAGAGUCCAAAGUGGUUUAGUCCUUACCAAUGCAUUAAAAGAAAGAGCAGAGAGGAUCGAGGUCUGACACAGAAAAGUUAAUAAUUAAUAUGCUGCAAAAAAAAUGAUGAUACAUUAUUAAUAAGAAAAUCACAGUCAUCAAUCCUCAUGUCAAUACUGGAAUGAAUGGAACUUCAUGUAUUCGAAGCAUUUUUCUUACAAGAAAUUGUCUUGCAAAAUGAAACCAGUAGAUUUAAAGUUGGCUCUCAAGUUUUGCAGAGGGUCAAACACUUCUUAAAAUUUACUAUGGAAAUUUAACAGGCACUGAUAUAAUAAUGCUCUUGAGCCUUAAAGGAGGGUCUUUUUGCUGUGUUCCAACUGCCUUGAGCCCAGUGCGUUGCACUGGGAACAUGGCAUCACCUUUGCAAUUUGAAUAAAUUAAUUUUGGCACCUUGGCAAAGGGUGAGAAGGGAAAGGAUUGGUGCUUCGUGCUGAGGCUUGCCCCUGGUGCUGCGGGAGGUCUGGGCAAGGGGCUGUUCUUCUACAUGCAGCUGAGGAAGUUGCCAGAAAUGUAGUGCUUUGGGAUUCACAAAGGACGUUUUUUGAGGGCAGCCUCCCACUGCCAGUGAACAGUGUCUUUAUGUGGCUUUUUUCAUCUUAAUGUUGUUACAGAAUGACAGAAUGUUAGGGAUUGGAAGGGACCUCGAAAAAUCAUCUAGUCCAAUUUUGAAUCUGUUCAAUUCAGCGAAGAAAAAAAUCCCUGAAAUAGAGAAAAAUAAAGGGAAUGAUGCAGAAUGAAGCUGCUUGCCUUGUCAGAUGCCUUGGGUAACUGCAGAAGUAAAUGCUGUAGGGCUGCUGGGACAUACAUUAACUAAAUAGCAACAGUUGCUGGUGCAGUGACCACUAGGCAAACAGUUCUGUAGGUUCUGGACUUGCCUGUCUUCCAUACGCAAAAGCCAUAAGGAGAUAAUUGCCGAGGUACUUUGAACUGGAGACACAUAGUUAUUAGAAAAGCUGAGCGUCAGCUUAGCGGUGUUAUUCCACUGUAAGGGGUCGAACAGGUCUUUCUUGUUUUUAACGAAUGAUGAUUGAAUCUGAUUGAUCAUUAGCAAAUUUGAACAGCGGCAGAUUUUCCUCUUUUACCCUCUCACAGGAACAUGGUUGUUGCCUGGUCUGCCAGCGCAUGGAGAGUCCAGGCGUGUGCUGUAGAGGGGGGUGCUGUGAUUUGGGAGAAGCAAAGCUACCUCUUGCCUGUCAUAUCCUGGGGGAAAACGUUUAAAACCUUGCCCCACAGAAGUUCACAUUGAACAAGCCAGAUGCUUGUGGGAUAAUGUUGCCCGGCUUCUGCCCAUCUCUGGCACCACCUGCACGAUGGGUGCAGGGGAGUUUGCAUCUGGGAGAGCAGGGCUUCGACCAGCCAAGGCAGCUGUAACCUCUCCUGGUAAUGUAUUGAUGAACAAAAUUAGUUUCGUGGACUACACAGGCUUCCCAGCUUUGCUCCAGUAAAACUGCAGUGGUUUUGCCCAGUGACACCUCUGCACAGGUCUGAUCCCAACCGCUGCACCCUUGUCCCUGCGGCUCCAAGCGCAGCCUGAGUUCAGUCCAGUAAAUCACUGAAGGCUUUGCUCUGUGCUUUCUGCACCGAGAGUGAAGAAGAAACAUUUUUGGCUAUUUGGGAGCAAGAAACUCCUAAUUUGAAUCAUAAAAAAUAUGUAUGUGUUUUUUUUAAGUGUCCCAAACCACAUUUUUCUUGUGGUGUUUGCCAUGUUAUUUCUUCUUUGGAAAUUUCAAUUGUUCUUCUGUUUUGCUUUCCUGCAAAGGAGCCAAAGUUCACAGGGCUGGCAAAGAGUGGGCUGGAGCCUUCGUCCAUGUCUGCUUGAGUGAAGAGGUAGUCUCAUCCUGGAAAUUUUAGCUAACCUAUGUUACAUUCUUCUUAAUGACACCCGAAUAAAUUAAUUAUUUAGGUGAACAUAAAACGACAUUUUGGCAUCAGUCAGAAUGAUUUGCCAGAAUGUGUCAUGAUAUUGCUGAUUUGUUCACCAAAUCAUACAAUUGGAUCUUUGACCGGAAUAAAAAGAAAUUAAAUAUAACAGAUGUGAGGUAGCUUCAAAGGUUCUUUUACCAUUAAAAAAAAAUCCAAAUAUAUAUAUACAUAUAUGUAUUUUACAGCACUGUUUACAGUUAAUACUGUGGUUUAAAGUAGCCAUGAUAAAUUUCUAGCUGAAACACGGUCUCUGUUGUGUUCAGAAUGCUAGGAAUGAGAACGUUUGUUCUUUGAUGCACCAGAAAGAGUUAUUCAUACAUGGUCAGAUAGGACCUUACAAGAUUGACACAUGAUAUAUGAGUACUUAAAACGUGGAUGUGUACCGUUGCUGGGAUGUGCAAGGCAAGCUGUAGCAAAACAUGGGGUUCGAAUCUCUUGGAAGUGCAGCCUGGCUGGACUUUGCAGAGAUUUGCUAUCUCUGGAGAGCAAAACUUGGAGAGAAAAACGUGCCUAGCAGCAUUUUUAAAGUUAGAAGAGCUUUGGUGUCCUGCUGACUUGAAAACAGGAUUCAUGCAGCUGAAUUAGAAUCCAUGCAAAGAUGUUUCCCUUCUGAAAUGAGGGAUCAGCUCUAUGAUUGUACUUGGCUUUAGCACCCCUGGACACGCUCUUCUCGUUCACUGACAGCUGGGUUGCACAGCAUAGGUGGGUGAGAUGGUAUUUGCUACCUUAAAGUCAUUUUGUAAUAGGUGAAGAAUUACUACUAAAAGAGUAUGAGUUUCCCCCCCCCCCCCCACCCCAGCUGUGGGUUGGACUUAAAAGCAGUAGUAAACAUUAACAUGAUCUUUGGCCAAAAUGUGCUCUUAACUCCAUCCUCUAUUACAUAUUGCAGCAGGGUGUGAUGGAAUACAGCAGAAAAAAAUCCACAAGAAAUAUUAAUGAUAACAAUUCUUACUACAAAAAAGAUUUUUUGUUUGUUUUUGUUUUUUUUUUUUUUACAGCGAGAACAAUAAAUCACUGGAACAAUCUCCCCAGGGAUGUGGUGGAGUCCCCAUCACUGGAGGUUUUCAGGAUGUGACUGGACAGGAUGCUGGAUAAUCUUAUCCAGGCGUCCCUUUCCCGUGAAAGGUUGGACCCGAUGAUCUUUCGAGGUCCUGACCUGGGCUGUUUUAUGAUUCUGUGAUCAGUGCUUUUGUAUUUCCUUAGCACAGCCCAGCUUAGGAACUCAGCUCACUUUCAAAGACUCGGGUCUUGGAAGAUCCUGAAGGCAGUCAGUCCUGCCUUAGCUCCCUGUUGCAAAUUUCAAUUGACCCAGGCCAGAACAGGACUCAGUAGAGGAUGAAGGAUUUAACUCAGCCCAUUUGUAUCAAAAUCCUUGAUGAGACUAGAUCCUGCUAUUGGUUUGAGGCUGCCCAGGUGAGCUGCUUGAAGAUCCUUGCAAAUUAUUGCAGCCUCCAUCACUAGUGGUUUGAAUGGGCCUCGCUUUAUUAUAUGGCUGUCAUGAGGUCAGACUAGAUCUUCUGUGCAGAUGAAACCCUGCUUACUGGAAUAUUUGGAAAACAGUGCUUAUGAGCCAGCUGCUAUCCUUGUUUAUCUGUGGGACUGCUGUUACAAGCCAGUACUUAGCAGAAAAAUACCACACGGAUACUCCAAUGCUUCAAAGUUUUAUCAACUAUUCUUUGGUUCUUCUAGUUUAUACAACAGCACUGGUAUUUAGGACUGGCCAUGACAGUAUUUGGCAAAUUUUAAAACUGAGGUGGUGGAAGUAUAUUUUGUUGGGACUGGCUGAUGUUGAAGCCAAUUACAUGAUUGUAAAAGCCUACCAAUACACGAGCAUCACAAGUGUGCAGCUGCUGGACUGUUGCGGGAUUCCUGUGCUGAUGGCUUUGUCGUGGUUCAUUCUCCAUGCAAGAUACAAACUGAUCCAUUUUCUUGCUGUUGGCAUCUGUGUGGUGGGUGUCGCAACAAUGGUGAUUGCAGAUAGUUUCACAGCGAGGGAGGACAACAAAGGUAGUGACGUGGUGCUUGGAGAUGUCUUAGUACUUCUUGCUGCUUCUUUGUAUGCCAUUUCUAAUGUGUGUGAGGAAUACAUUGUGAAAAAUGUGAGCAGAGUGGAGUUUCUAGGAAUGUUGGGCUUGUUUGGGACUAUUAUCAGCGGUCUACAGCUAGCCAUUGUGGAACAUAAGGAGAUAGCGAGAAUUCAGUGGAACUGGAAAAUUGCAUUACUGUUCACAGCCUUUUCCCUGUGUAUGUUUGGGCUGUACAGCUUCAUGCCGGUGGUGAUUAAACUUACCAGCGCAACCUCAGUCAACCUGGGGAUUCUGACUGCAGAUCUCUACAGUCUGUUCUUCGGGCUUUUCCUGUUUUCCUAUUCAUUUUCAAGUCUUUAUAUCGUGUCCUUCCUCAUCAUCAUGGUGGGCUUCAUCAUGUAUUGCUCCACUCCAACCGAGUCUGCAGAACCCACUACUGUGCCAGAGCCCAGCAGCAGCACUGGCUUGGACAACGCUGCACUAAAACUCGAGGAGAAUGACAGUGAAACUCCGACUGUAACCAUACAGACCCCAAGAGGAGAAACUGAGGUGGUCAGCACUAAUUAAAAAAAUGGCAGCAUUUCAAAAUAGACUUUUAUUUUAUUAUUAUUUUUUACUGCCAGAUUUCUUUCAAAUAUUAAUCUGGAGAAUUGUUCUGCUCCCAAGGCGUAUGUCAUGCUGUGCUGAUUUUAAUGCAACGGAUGGACUUUUAACUGUAUUGAUUUACCCUUGCAGAAAAUCUGGCCCUUAGAAGAAUAGAGAGUAGGAUUUACGUGUAGUCUCUGGGAAGUGAGAGACUUAUUUUUAAAUGCAUAAUUAACAGCAAAUGCUUGGGGGAAAAAACGAAGUCAAAGCAAGCUCUCAGGUCACUUAACUAGAGCAAAUACAUUUUAUAUUGCUUAGGGACCUAAAUCUGCAAGGUGCUAUCUGGGGGCUUCAUGAUCCCCACGCCUCAGUGCCGUGUACCCUCAUGUAACAUCUUGCAAAAGCCACGCGGCUUCUCACACCAAACACGCAUCUUCCACGUGCUGAUGGACUUCAUUCCUCUGCUGGGGGAUUUGGUUCUUGCAUUCCACCCAAAUGUUCAUCUCUUCAUAUUGCUGCACGCCUUGUUGCAGCUGGGGAUGCUGCAAGUGUUUUAUUUUGAAUUUUGCUGAUAAGGGAAGUUUGAAUGUGUGUUUAUGUAAUCCCUUCUUUUUCUUUCUCAGUGCCCUGUUGUUUGAUGCAUUCCCACUAGGUGGAGGAGACAAAGUCAGGCCCUUGCUCAGUUCAGUAAGAGCUGGCUGGGUUUUUUUUUUCUGGAUGAGAGAGCAGAAGGGUUUGAUCUGAAGUUCUCUUCUCAGUGAAUUUCUCUCUGAAAUGGGACACAUUUCUGCAGAAAAGUGUGUCAUUUCCUAAUAAAAAUAUCCUAGUCAAUCCUCAUUGCAACAGUUAUGACAUAAUCUCCAAAUGGUUAAGUGCUUUCAGUAGAUUCAUUGACAGUUCUCCUCCCCCUGUUCAUAUUUACAGUAAAAGAUUAAAAAAUAUGACGCUGCCAUUUUAACAUUAGUAAAACCAUAGUGAUAUUUUAUUUUUUGUACAAGCCUUUGUAGCUCAGGUGUAUGAAGUAACAAAUAAAGUUUUAAGCAGUUGAA